Messenger RNA from Tupaia belangeri chinensis (Chinese tree shrew), 2016 nucleotides. It is a transcript of the gene SS18L1, whose product is annotated as SS18L1 subunit of BAF chromatin remodeling complex. NCBI's taxonomy places the organism in Eukaryota, Metazoa, Chordata, Mammalia, Scandentia, Tupaiidae. Gene Ontology annotation, cellular component: nucleus. The transcript has 12 exons. The coding region runs from base 285 to 1547 and encodes 420 amino acids. The record is from RefSeq and is a predicted model, not a curated record. Gene Ontology annotation, molecular function: transcription coactivator activity. Gene Ontology annotation, biological process: positive regulation of dendrite morphogenesis; positive regulation of transcription by RNA polymerase II.
UGGGCUGGCCCUGCCCGUCGGUGCUGGGUUCGGGCUAAGUGGACCACAGCUCAGGAGCCCAGGAUGUCAGGGAGGUGGAGGCCAGCGCCCAGGUGUCAGAGGUGUGGGGUGCUCCCUGCUCACACCCUGGGGAGCAUCUUAGCCCCUGGGCUCUGGCCUCGGGCACAGGCCAGCCUCCGCCUUCCUCCAAGUCGGCUCCCUGCGUGGGUGUCUGCAUCGCUGUCUUGGGAGGACAGUCAGCAUGGGACUUGGGCCACCCCAGUCCAGUCUGAGCUGACCUAAACAUGGUUAUGUCCGCGAAGACCACUUCUAAAUUAGGUCAUGCUUGCAGGUGCCAGGGCUCAGGACUUGGGCUCAUACUUCUGGGGAACAGUGGUGGCCGUGUGGCAGAGGGACUCCAGAGGAGAGGCAGGGUCCAGGAAUGUGCAGGAAUCGUGGGUGAGCUGAUGCUGGACGAGAACCACCAGCUGAUCCAGUGCAUCCUGGACUACCAGAGCAAGGGGAAGGCAGCAGAGUGCACCCAGUACCAGCAGCUCCUGCACCGGAACCUGGUGUACCUGGCCACGAUCGCAGACUCCAACCAGAACAUGCAGUCGCUGCUGCCCGCCCCGCCAACACAGAGCAUGAGCCUGGGCCCCAGCGCGCUGGCUCAGAGCAGCACCGGCCAGGGCCUGCACUCCCAGGGCAGCCUCAGCGACACCAUCAGCACAGGCCUACCCCCAGCCUCCCUCAUGCAGGGCCAGAUCGGCAACGGUCCGAACCACGUGGCCAUGCAGCAGACGGCGCAGAGUACGCUGCCCACGACCUCCAUGAGCAUGUCGGGCAGCAGCCACGGCUCUGGACCUGGCUACAGCCAUGCGGGCCCUGCCUCGCAGGGUGUCCCCAUGCAGGGGCAGGGUGCCAUUGGCAGCUACGUGUCCCGGGCCAACAUCAACAUGCAGUCCACCCCAGUCCCCAUGAUGCACCAGCAGGCGGCUUCGUCCCACUAUAGCUCGGCCCAGGGCGGGAGCCAGCACUACCAGGGCCAGUCGUCCAUCGCCAUGAUGGGCCAGCGGCCCAUGGCGCCCUACCGGCCCUCCCAGCAAGGCUCCUCGCAGCAGUACCUGGGCCAAGAGGAAUACUACGGCGAGCAGUACGGCCAUAGCCAGGGCGCCGCGGAGCCCGGGAGCCAGCAGUACUACCCUGACGGCCACGGCGACUACGCCUAUCAGCAGUCGUCCUACACGGAGCAGAGCUACGACAGGUCCUUCGAGGAGUCCACGCAGCACUACUACGAAGGCGGCAGCUCCCAGUACAGCCAGCAGACCGGGUACCAGCAGAGCACAGCACAGCAGCAGUACCCCGGCCAGCAGUACCCCGGCCAGCAGUACCCCGGCCAGCAGCAAGGCUACGGGCCCGCCCAGGGAGCGCCCUCACAGUACCCCGGCUACCAGCAGGGGCAAGGCCAGCAAUUCGGCAGCUACAGGGCCUCGCAGACGGGACCCUCCGCCCAGCAGCAGCGGCCUUACGGCUACGAGCAGGGCCAGUAUGGAAAUUACCAGCAAUAAGGGACAAGUGUUCCUGGAGCCCUGCAGGAGUGUCCUCACCCCGGGGCUGGACGGGGCCGGUGGCAGUGCGGGUGAGCUGGCGUGCUGGUGACCCCUCCGCCCUGUACCGUGGCUGCACGUGACGUGCACUCAUCUCGUGGGCAUGACGGGGCGGCACCGCCGGUGCGGGACAGCGCCUUGCUGUGACAGUGCUAUGUGUUGUGAGUCAGCACAAUGGAGAGGCUGCCAUCUUGUCCCCCCUCGAUGUCCCUAGCUAGCCAUGGGGGUCAUGAGCCGUCAGAGUCCCCUGUGCUCCGUGAUGGGACACAUCUGAACAUGCAUAGUCUGUGUUCUCGUGAGCAGGCCCUCGGCCCGAUGUCUCCUCACGCAGUUGUCGGAGUGGGGGUUGCAAACGCUUCUCUAACUGGCUGCGCCGCAGCGGGACGCAGCUGUGAUGGCGGCCGCCAGCCUGGAUGGGGUGGUGGGAAGG